Indicator indicator is the source of this 1200-nucleotide messenger RNA. RefSeq names its product cellular communication network factor 4 (gene CCN4). NCBI's taxonomy places the organism in Eukaryota, Metazoa, Chordata, Aves, Piciformes, Indicatoridae. Gene Ontology annotation, biological process: signal transduction; cell adhesion. Gene Ontology annotation, molecular function: heparin binding; integrin binding. Gene Ontology annotation, cellular component: extracellular matrix; extracellular region. The record is from RefSeq and is a predicted model, not a curated record.
AUGUGGGUUAAAAAUAUGCCUUUUAGUACGUUCUACUAUGGGAAAUUGAAAGACGUGCACCCGAUGGCAUGUGCCCUGCAAAACACAGCUUGUGCAGCUGAAAAUGAGCUCAAAGGUCCUUGUUUAGAGCAAAUUACCACCAAUGGGAAAACUGCAGGAGGUGAUAAGGCCAUUGCCCAGACUUCCACCACCAUGCCCCCCACCAUCCCUGCCACGACAGAGGCCUACACACGGACUCAGUACUGUAAGUGGCCAUGCGAGUGUCCGAGGUCCCCACCUCGGUGCUCGGUAGGUGUCAGCCUGGUCACAGAUGGCUGCGACUGCUGCAAGACCUGUGCCAAGCAGCGUGGAGAAAGUUGCACUGAGGCCGACACCUGUGAUUUCCACAGGGGCUUGUACUGUGACUACAGCGGAGACAGACCUAGGUACGAAAUAGGAGUAUGUGCACAGACUGUUGGUGUAGGAUGUGUCCUCAAUGGAGUCAGGUAUAGCAAUGGGGACACAUUUCAACCCAACUGCAAAUACAACUGCACAUGCAUUAACGGGGCUGUGGGCUGUAUUCCCAUGUGCACAAACUCACGUCCUCCCCUUGUCUGGUGCCCAAACCCAAAGCUGAUUAAGAUGGCAGGGAAGUGCUGUGAGCAGUGGAUUUGUGAUGACUCCAAGAAAAUCAGGAAGACAUCUCCACGCCACAUCUCCUCUGCAGCGUAUGAGGGAGAGGAUGAAGCCUGGCAGAAGAACUGCAUUGUUCACACCUCAUCCUGGAGUCCCUGCUCAAAGACCUGUGGGCUAGGGAUCUCCACCAGGAUUUCCAAUGACAACGACCAGUGCCGGCUCCUGAAGGAAAGCCGCCUGUGCAACAUGCGCCCCUGCGAGGUGGAUAUAACCAAGCACAUUAAGCCUGGGAAGAAGUGCUUGGCUGUCUACAGGGCCAAUGAAACAAUGAACUACACCAUCUCAGGAUGUGUGAGUAAAAGUCCUUAUAGACCUAAAUAUUGUGGUGUCUGCACAGACAACAGGUGCUGCACACCAUACAAGUCCAAGACUAUUGAAGUGAGAUUUCAGUGCCCAGAUGGAACGGAGUUUUCCUGGAAAAUCAUGUGGAUCAAUGCUUGUUUUUGCAACCUGAGCUGCAAGAACCCCAAUGACAUCUUUGCUGACUUGGCUCAUUACCAUGAUUACUCUGAAAUCGCUAAUUAG